AUGAAACCUGCCAUACUGAUUCUCUGUCUGCUGGGAGCAGCCUAUGCUAAUCCAAUCUUGCAUAAAAAGACUAUGGAGAUGAUUCAACAUGCAUCCAACUCUUCGGAAAGCUCUUCAAUGUCUGAAUCCUCCGACCAGAGUAAUACCUCAGAACUUUCAGAAGAGAAGUCUAAGGAAACUGUCUCCGACAGCAAUAGUUCAGAAUCAAUUGAAUAUGACUCAAAUGAACCGAUUUCAAGUGAAAGCCAUUCUGUCGAAAGUCUGACUGGAAAAAGCGAGACUGCACUGACAUCAGAUAACACUCAAAGCAGUAAAGAGAAUGUUCGUAGGGGCUGGAUCUACACCCUCAAAUGGGUCCAUAUUAACAACAACGGCAAAGUGCAAGCGACCAGCCAGCCAGAAGAGAAUGACAUCAAAUCCACUAGUGACGCAUCAAAAAAAAGCAGUGAAUCAAGUGAAAGCAAGGAAAUGGUUGUUCUGAACACAAAGGAGGAGGAUAACAGUGCCGACACAAGUGAAAGCACUGAAAACAGUUAUAGUGUUGACGGUACUGAGUACAGUACCAGCAAUAGCAGCAGCAGCAGCAGUAGCAGCAGUGAAAGCACUGAGUCCAAAAACAGUGCAGCAGACAGCGAAAGCCGCUCAGCUGAGUGCCAGCCAGAGGCUGACAGCCAAGAAUGUGACAGCGAGGAAGACUUUCCUCAGGAUAUCGGUGAUGAUGGUGCAACCGACCCUUUCAAUGGCAUCCUAAUGCCUGAUGUCACUGAGCCCUAGCAGCAGUUUAAGACGUCACUUUAUGACUCAAUGCUCUGAUAUCUGCAAGUGGAAAUCCCAGGAAUAUAUUAAAAUGGGAAUGUUCUAUUGAGGAAAAUAUUUAA
Sinocyclocheilus anshuiensis is the source of this 878-nucleotide messenger RNA. Its product is annotated as dentin sialophosphoprotein-like. The record is from RefSeq and is a predicted model, not a curated record. Bases 1 to 774 code for a protein of 257 amino acids. The transcript has 8 exons. NCBI's taxonomy places the organism in Eukaryota, Metazoa, Chordata, Actinopteri, Cypriniformes, Cyprinidae.